Molecule: messenger RNA, 2224 nt
Organism: Seriola aureovittata
Lineage: Eukaryota; Metazoa; Chordata; Actinopteri; Carangiformes; Carangidae
Gene: lhfpl5a
Product: LHFPL tetraspan subfamily member 5a
Exons: 3
Coding region: 1104-1754 (216 amino acids)
Biological process (GO): sensory perception of sound; detection of mechanical stimulus involved in sensory perception
Cellular component (GO): plasma membrane
Source: RefSeq, a predicted model, not a curated record
GAUAAUUGGGAGUCUAUAUAAUCACUUUAUUUUAAUUUACAGGAUAGGUUCCUGUUUUUUUCAAAUCAACGUCAAAUCAAUUCUCACAUGGCCAUAUGUACAUUAAAAAACAGCUAUUGUUUGCUGUAAUUGUUCCCCUAGUUCAUGCUGGCUUUUUGACAGAGAGAUCCCUUCUUGUAAGUGAUGCGGGACAAAAUUCACAGCCUUUUGUGCACAAAUGCUCAUGUCAAUAUGAGGCUUUAGCAGUGGCUAAAUCAAGUGGAUAUUUUUUAUCAAGGACACAGUCAUUUUAGAAUAAAAUUCCCUCUUUGUGUUUCCACAGACAGUAGCUUUGGUAAUGUCUUAAGAAAUAGUUUAGAAGACAGUGAUACCCGCCUGAUCUGACUAACUCAGACCACUCAAGCCUCAAAUUAGCUUCAGCUGAACUCCAUUCAUUGUGGACUUUGUCCCACUAGACUGACGUCACUGUAAGAGGGGAUCUCACUGGGCACAUGAGAAUUGAUUUACUUGAAAAAAUGACCUGAUGAAAAUAAGAAGUGGUUUUGAUCCAAUUUACUGCUUUACAUUUUAGUUAAGAAAGAAAGGAAGGAAAAUCUGAAAUAAAAGAAAGUGAUGAGGUAACCUAUGGCCUUAAAAGUGAGAGGGGAAUUGACCUGCUUGCCAUCUGGAGAGCCCCGCACCGUGUCAUUCUAUUCUGCGGAUCUUUUAAUCAUGAAUCAUUUAUAAUGUGAAGACCGCAGUCUCCCCUGGAGAGGAAACACUCAGCCCGCUGAUUCAGAGGGGAGAAAUAACCAUCCACACAUUAAACACACUGGAGAAAAAACCACAGAGCUGCUGCGCCGUGAUCCAGUAGCCGAGUGCAGAGACAGGUGUGCGCACCUUCCUCACAGGUGUGUUUUCUGCGGUGGGAGCAGCGACAGAGACCUCAGAGAAACUUCUUCAGCGCCAUCACUCACAUCUGAUCCAACACUUGAUGAAGAGGAUUUUUUGAAAAUCUGUUCUGUGGCAGAUCUUUUUUAAACAAGACUGCCACAAACAAGCCGUGCAGAGGAAAUAAAAUCCAAUCACUUUUGAACAGCUGAGAAGCCCCCCUCCCCCUCACCAUGCUCCCUGCUCAGGAGGCGGCCAAGAUCUACCACACCAACUACGUGCGUAACGCGCGGGCCGUGGGCGUGCUGUGGACGGUUUUCACCAUCACCUUCGCCGUCAUCACCGUGGUGGUGUUCAUCCAGCCAUACUGGAUCGGGGACAGUGUCAACACGCCGCAGGCCGGAUACUUCGGCCUCUUCCACUACUGCAUCGGGAACGCGCUCACCUCGGAGCUCACCUGCAAAGGGAGCGCGCUUGACUUCGGCUCCAUCCCAUCCGGCGCCUUCAAGACGGCCAUGUUCUUCGUGGGGAUCUCCAUGCUGCUGGUGGUGGGCAGCAUCGUCUGCUUCAGCCUCUUCUUCUUCUGCAACGCGGGGAGCGUGUACAAGAUCUGCGCCUGGAUGCAGCUGGCCUCCAGUACAUGCAUGGUGAUUGGCUGUAUGAUCUAUCCUGACGGCUGGGAUUCAGAGGAGGUGAAGCGCAUGUGUGGCCAGCGGACUGACAAAUACACCCUAGGCAACUGCACGGUGCGCUGGGCCUACAUCCUGGCCAUCAUCAGCAUCAUGGACUCGCUCAUCCUCUCCUUCCUGGCCUUCAGCCUGGGCAGCCGACAAGAUCAGCUGCUGCCCGAGGACUUCCAGGUUGAGGAGAAAGAUAAUGCAUAGCCCCCUGAGGACAACAGGCACCAGAGAUGGACAGGAACUGAAGAGGAGUACUGCUGACUCGGGGGACUCGUAUAUUCAAGGCUUCAGGACAGUUCAUUAAAAUAAAAAAAUAACUAAGGAGGAGCACAUCUUGUCCUAAAAUGAUAACAGCCUAUGGACAGACAGUCACUGCCCACUUCUAGCUACAGCCUUCGAGCUUUAGAUUGCCUAUCGGCUGUUUUUGGGUAAAAUCAUUUCACUUAAUAUGUGGACUGUGCUUUCAGGCUUUUCAGUAUAAAUUACAGAUAAAUGUGAAGCUGCUCAUAACUUUGGAGAAUUAAUUCUGAAGUGUUGGCUUUUCUGAGCUACAAUAUUAAGCCCUGAAAUGUAAAAAAAUGAAAAUGUUUACUGUAAUUUCUGAUGUUUUAAUGGCUGCAACUUCCUUCUAAAACAUUCUCCAAAUUACUGUUAAAAUAAACAUUUUAAUUAUA